Molecule: messenger RNA, 1164 nt
Organism: Trichosporon asahii var. asahii CBS 2479
Lineage: Eukaryota; Fungi; Basidiomycota; Tremellomycetes; Trichosporonales; Trichosporonaceae
Exons: 10
Coding region: 1-1164 (387 amino acids)
Source: RefSeq, a predicted model, not a curated record
AUGGCGCUCAAGCUCACCCCAGGCUCGACUGCGGACUCCAAGAUUGAUGGCGGGCGUGACGUCGUUGCUGAGGGCGUUGGGGACCGUGAGCUUCUCCUGGCGAACCUUCAAGCUUACGCCAGACGACUCUCGGAUCGCACCCCGCGAGGUUUCGAAAGGUACGUGCUUCCAUUGCGCGACUUUCAGCUCAUUCCAGUCGAUGUCGGGGUCUACAAUGAAGGCGAGAUCAACGGCGCCGUGCAAGGCAACUCGGAUGGAAGGGAAGAAGGUGAAGCUGCCCGGCCUCUCGCUUCAGCUGACGCCCCAGUCAUCGUCGCCACCAUCGCCCCUCCUCAUUGCCCUCGCGUUGGUCAAGGUGACAGCGAGCUCACGUCAGACGAUCAGGAGGCACUCGCUGGUGGUGGGCUCAGACAAUGGUGGAACGAGCUGAUUCCAGCCCCAAUUGCCUCGGCGGGUGCCACGCCAGCAAUCUCGACGGCUUCGGGUAAAGACGUUGAGCUCAUCGCAGACGUCGUGGUGCAGGCGGUCCUCAAGACACCCUCCGGCUCCAGCAGUGUCACGAAGGGCAAGAAAGUCAGCCCGUGGGGAGGAAGCGCAGUAAGCUGCCCUCAGUUCUUCAGCGAGCUCACUCCAGUUUUUGAUCUGUACGACUCCCAAGACGACGCUGAAGUAUCUCUGAGCCGUCGAACGAGCGCCGUCCCCGUUCCCCGACCAGGAGGGUUAUUGCCGCUUCGGCGGUAUGGUCAACAGCAGAUGAAGAGCAAGGCUCAGCUUACCUCAGCGACAUCGACUCGCCUUGAAGACGCAGACGACUCUCCUCCCGCCUUACGCCCUCAGUCACGUUCCGACCUCCCAUCUCCAGGUCAAGAUGGACAGACUGCACAGGAUCAGGGCUGGUUGAGUGCUGUGGCCAAGUUCACGUGGUCCGCGACUAUCGGCUACGGGCAUGACUUCUGCGACGGCGGCUGGAUCGUCCUCGUUCUCUUCGUUCUCGCCGAGGCGGCGGUUAUCUACGCCGUGCUCAAGUUCGGCGUGGAGUUGGGCUCUGAGGACGGGGCUGGACUGAUGGAAUGUCAGCUCGAGAGGUCGGCGGCGGCGCAGGAGCUGAUCCUCGCCGAGGUCACGUGUGAGCUGUCGCUGCAUCUCGCGGAGAUGCUCGAGUAA